AUGUGGUCAUCCAACUAUAGCAAAAGCCUGAAAAGACUCAACAAGAUAGCAGGCACAUCAUCACCAUCAUCAUCGUCUACAUCUUCUUCUUCACAAUCUUCAGCUGCAUCUCGUCAAAAUCCCAGAGGCAUCUACAAAACCAUGGAAGAAGUUUGGAAAGACAUAAAUCUUUCAUCCCUUCAAGACCAACCUUCUUCCAGAGAUGACCCUAGUUCCACUACCACUUUCCGUGGGAUGAUUUUUCAAGACUUUUUAGCUCGUCCCUUUGAUAAAGAUCCUCCAACCACCACACCCGCCACCGGUUACUGCUCUCCGCCGCCGCCGCCUCCUCCUCCUCCUCAGGCAACUAUGCUGACUCUCAAUUCUUCUGGCCCUGAUGAGUUUCACUUGUUUGGAAACUCAAACCCUCUUAGGCAAACCCCACUUUUGGGGCCUCAGCAGUCCAUUUCCCAUGCUUGCAGUAACCUUAGUAUGCAGUUUAAUGAUGCUUUGGGUUCUUGUGCUGCUGGGAUGCAUGCUCAUGGCAAUGGGAAGAAGAGGUGCCCGGAACCCCAAACCAACAGCAGUAGCUCUGGUGACCGACGCCAUAAGAGAAUGAUCAAGAACCGUGAGUCGGCUGCGCGGUCUAGAGCAAGAAAACAGGCAUACACGAAUGAGCUGGAGCUGGAAGUGAACAACUUGAUGGAAGAGAAUGCCAGACUCAGAGAACAACAAAGACAGUUAUGUCUAGCUGCAGUGAAUCAACAAGUUCCCAGAAAGCACGCCCUCUAUAGAACGUUAACGGCGCCAUUUUAAAGACAACUCGUCCCAGUCGUCUCUGCUGGUUUGGUAAAGUGGGAGGGGGAGAAAAGACACCUGUGGAAGUGUUUGUUGGUUUGGACAAAAGACUCUAUUUAUGGGGUUGUAAUCUUUUUGGCCAAUGAGCGUAUGAGUCAGUGUAGCCCACUGCUUCUAAAACAAAAAUGCAUCAGUAAUCAGUAAUAGAUGGGGCGAUUUAGGGAAAGAAUAGAAAGGUUGCAUGAAAAGGCAGUUUGUUUUCUCUGCGGUCCAAGAAGAAGCAGAGACUGCUCUAUUUUUUGUGAUGAUAUAGGUCG
Coffea eugenioides is the source of this 1094-nucleotide messenger RNA. Its product is annotated as protein FD. NCBI's taxonomy places the organism in Eukaryota, Viridiplantae, Streptophyta, Magnoliopsida, Gentianales, Rubiaceae. Gene Ontology annotation, cellular component: nucleus. Gene Ontology annotation, biological process: positive regulation of DNA-templated transcription. The record is from RefSeq and is a predicted model, not a curated record. Gene Ontology annotation, molecular function: DNA-binding transcription factor activity. The transcript has 3 exons. The coding region runs from base 1 to 795 and encodes 264 amino acids.